AUGGGAAAAAAGUAUUUUAAGUACCUUUACCGACGGAUGAAAGAAGAAAUGGGAACAGUCACCUGCCGUAUAUCCCAGUUUUCUGAUGAAUUCUAUUCAUGCAACAAUUAUGCUGGCGCGAUUAUUUAUGGAAUUGAUGGACAGUUUCAAUGGCAAAAUUUAGAAAGUGGUCAGGCAUAUGGAUACAAAGGAAGAAGUUUCUAUAUCAUCAUACAGUGUACAGACAAUUGGCCAGAAGAAAAUCUUAAAGCAGCUGGACAAGGACGAGUACAGGAUUAUUUACUAAAGAAUGUUUUAGGUAUUGAUUAUGAUCAAGAUCGUGUUGCAUGCGGGGGAUUCAGCUAUGUUGAUGGAGAGUUGAAAUUUAGUAGCGUUUGGCUCAAUGCAAGGAAUCAAACUGGUGCUGAAAGUGACGGAAGUAAAUACCUCAGUGAUCUUGAGGUGGAUUUAGUCAAAUUUUGUUUUGAUCAAUAUAAAGAAUACGGUGCAAGUCAUAUGUUUGAGUUAUCAUGGGCUAUUGACGAAAACUUAUUGGCACGUGACGAUGAAUUAGUAAUAAGCGAUAGCGAAAUAUCAACAAGUGAUGAUGAACUAUCAUUUAACGUCAAUGGAUUAUCAAUAAAUGACGAUGAAUCAUCAUACAGUGAUGAUGACUCAUGA
This is a messenger RNA of Rotaria socialis, 660 nucleotides long. NCBI's taxonomy places the organism in Eukaryota, Metazoa, Rotifera, Eurotatoria, Philodinida, Philodinidae. The record is from the annotation of a GenBank genome assembly.